Messenger RNA from Ciona intestinalis (vase tunicate), 2884 nucleotides. The record is from RefSeq and is a predicted model, not a curated record. NCBI's taxonomy places the organism in Eukaryota, Metazoa, Chordata, Ascidiacea, Phlebobranchia, Cionidae.
CAGCAAUUGUUACAGAGCAUUUUUUUGUAAAUAAAUAUAAAGUUGAUAUUGAUGGCGGAUGAAGUAACUCAUGGUCACAAUCCACAACAAGAGGGUUCUAGGUUGGUAAGGAUCCAAGUUUUAUCGGGACAUAAUUUAGCAAAGAAAGAUAUUUUUGGUGCCAGCGAUCCUUAUGUGAGCGUGUCAUUGUACAAGCCUAAGCGAUCGGCGAGUGGAUCGUCAAAAACAAUCACCUGUGUCAACACAAAGACAAAGAAACGGACAUUGAAUCCAUCUUGGAACGAAAAGUUUUUGUUUCGUGUGGUUCCCCGUGAGAACAGGUUGUUGUUCGAAGUGUUUGAUGAAAAUAGACUGACACGCGAUGAUUUUCUCGGCCAAGUUGACAUUCCAAUAAAUGCUUCUUACAUUUCCAAUGAUGACGAGACCGGAACCCCCCACAGGGAAUUCCCCCUACGACCCCGAAGUUCCAAAUCAAGGGUCAAAGGUCAUUUGAGGUUAAAGUUGUCCUACGCAGAUCUUCCCUCGACCAACGAUAAUAACGAUGACUCGCCUAACGAGGGAGAUUGGGAAUUAGUUGAUGAAGAGACACGAGAAGGUCCCGUGUUGCCUGGAGGUUGGGAGGAAAGACAAGAUCAUCUCGGGAGGACGUAUUAUGUUCAUCAUGAAACAAGAAGAACGCAGUGGCAACGACCUGUUGUCCCCCCCAACCCUUCAACACCGGAAACCCCCUCCACUUCAUCGGAUAGUGAUGUCACAAUGGGCACGGCAGCCGCAGCCGAAUUGUUCCGACAGCGUCGACAUAUAAGCGAAGAUGUGACGGAACAACCAAGGUCGUCUCGUAAUGAGGAUCAUAGUUGGGAAGUGAUAUCGGAAACCUCAUCAACCGACCCUCCGACCCCACCUCCAUUACCAAGGUCACCAAGUCUACCUAGUCAAGCGGAGAUGACAUCAUCAAGCGUAACAACAGUAGACGGGGAACUCCCAGAUGGUUGGGAGGCGAGAGUCGACCCGAAGACAAAUCGGAAAUAUUUCGUUGAUCACGUGAAUAAAGUCACGUCAUGGCAUAAACCACGGAAUAUCACGCGAACCACAUCAUCCAGCGAACGCAAAUCAGCCACAAAUUCUUCGCAAUCAUCAAAAUAUCUUCCAGCGGGGUGGGAAAUGAAGACUGCCCCAAGUGGCCGAGUAUUUUUUAUUGAUCACAAUCGACAAGUAACGAGUUGGGACGACCCGAGGACGAAGCGACCACCAACAAGUCGGGGAAAUUUUAAAAACGCGAGCGAGAUCGGACCAUUGCCUGAUGGCUGGGAGGAACGGAUUCACACCGAUGGAAGGAUUUUUUACGUUGAUCAUAUCAACCACAAAACGCAAUGGGAGGACCCACGAUUACAAAACCCCGAAAUAACUGGCCCGGCCGUCCCUUACUCCAGAGAUUACAAACAAAAAUAUGAAUUCUUCAAAAGCAAACUUCAUAAAUCAGUUUCGCGCGACAUUCCAAAUCGUUUCGAGAUGAAAGUUGAUCGUCGAACUAUUUUGAAUGAUUCAUAUCGAGUGAUUAGUCGCGUUAAGAAACCAGAGUUCCUUAAGUCAAGGCUGUGGAUUGAAUUUAAUAAAGAGAAGGGGUUGGAUUAUGGGGGCGUGGCGAGGGAGUGGUUCUAUUUACUAUCGAAGGAAAUGUUUAAUCCAUAUUAUGGAUUGUUUGAAUAUUCUGCAACCGAUAAUUACACGUUACAAAUCAAUCCGAACUCUGGUAUGUGCAAUGAGGAUCAUUUUGAUUGGUUCCGAUUUAUCGGUCGCGUUGCAGGGAUGGCUGUUUACCACGGAAAGUUACUUGAUGCUUUCUUCAUUCGUCCGUUCUACAAGAUGAUGUUGGGGAAGCCGAUCACAUUGAGAGAUAUGGAGUCCGUGGACAGCGAGUAUUACAACUCGUUGAAAUGGAUCCUCGAAAACGACCCGACCGAUCUUGACCUUUGUUUCACGGUGGAUGAAGAAUUAUUUGGUCAAAUGAAAGUUAACGAACUGAAACCUGGAGGGGCGGAUAUCAAAGUUAACAACGAGAACAAACGAGAAUAUAUUCAGUUGGUUAUAAAGUGGAGGUUCGUAUCGCGAGUGCAAGAGCAAAUGAAGUCUUUCCUUCAGGGUUUCAAUGAACUUAUCCCAAGCAACCUGGUAAAAAUAUUUGAUGAAAAUGAAGUUGAAUUACUGAUGUGCGGGCUCGGCGAUGUCGAUGUCAAUGAUUGGAGAAGAAACACCAAUUAUAAAGGAGAUUACUCAGCGAAUCAUAUCGUUAUUCAGUGGUUUUGGAGGGCGGUGUUGUUAAUGGACCCGGAGCUUCGAGUUCGAUUCUUACAAUUCGUGACGGGGACCUCUCGAGUUCCGAUGAACGGGUUCGGAGAAUUGUGGGGGAGUAACGGACCCCAGUUAUUUACCAUCGAGAAGUGGGGAACCCCCGAGAAGCUGCCCCGAGCUCAUACAUGUUUCAACAGGCUGGAUUUGCCGCCGUAUAAAAGUUUUGAAGAGUUGAGGAAGAAGUUGUUGCUUGCGAUCGAAAGCACGCAGGGGUUCGAGGGGGUGGAUUAAUACUGACCUCGUGUGGUGGAUUAAUACUGACCUCUUGUGGUGGAUAUUUUUAGUGAUUAUUGUAAUAUUUACGACAGAAUUAAAUCCCCCCAUUAAUAUUGCUCAAGUAUUAACUAACAUGUUGCUUUCUAUAAAGAUAUGUUCCAUAUAUAUUGUGUAUUUGAUGUAUAUACCAAACAUUACUAAUUUGGUAAUCAACAAUUUGAAUGUUUGCAUCAAAACUAGAUUAAAAUUAAAGUAAUGAGAAAUAGAGUGUUUUAGUAUAAAUAGUAGGAUGAAAACGCAAUUGUUUGUUGCUGUUAAG